AUAAAAGCUGACGUGCCGUGCCGCGCCCAUGGCGUCCGUCCGGGAUCGGGAACGCACCACUCCCAGUCUCCCACCGCCGACGAGAUCCGGCACGCAAACUUAACGCCGCCGGGGAGAUAGUGGGGGAUCUUGAAUCGGCGCGACGACUCCGACGCGCCCACCCGCCAUCGCUUUCCGCUCACCUCAUCACCCUGCUGGCCUCCCUCUCCACCCUUCCCCUGGUUGCGGCUCGACGACGCCGUUAAUACCCCGCCAGGCGCCAGCUAGCUCCGCCCCCCUCCACCUUCCUCACGCGCGGGAACACCACCUCUCUCUCUCUCUCUCUCUCUCUCUCUCUCUCUCUCUCUCUCUCUCUCUCUCUCUCUCUCUCUCUCUCGGUUGUCGACUUCUUGGGUUGCUAGCGAUGCAGCGGCGGGCGGAGUUCAGCUUCCCGGGCUCGCCGGUGCGGGGGCUGCCGCCGCGGGCGUCGCCUCUGGGGAACGCGAUGGCGCCGCGGUACGGGGAGGAGGAGUUCCGGUGGCUGCAGGCGUCGCGGCAGGCCUCGCCGGACUACAGCUCCGGCGGCGGGUCGGGCACGCCGCCGUCGCCGCAGCUGUGGGCGUACCAGCCCGACCUCCACCGGCCGUACCCGGCCUCCGCGGGGAGCUCGCCGUCGCGGGCGCUGGCCAUCUCGGGGUACCGCCGCGAGAUGCUCGACCUCGUCCGCGGCCUCCCCGAGUCCGCCUACGAGCUCUCGCUCCGCGACAUCGUCGAGCACCGGGCGUCCUCCGCCUCGCCGCCCCCGCCUCCCGAACCCCUGCCGGAACCGCCGAACGCCGCCGCCCGACAGAAUCACACCGACGCCGCCGCGCAGGCAAGCGACGAGCCCGCCGGCACCAACAACGACGCCACCGCGGCGGAGGCGCUGGUCCAGGACGGCAAGAAGCAGAGCGGCUCCGGCAAGAAGCAGAGGACGAUGCGGAAGCAGAGGAGCCGGAGCCUGGAGCGGAGCGUCAGCCUCGACACCGGCCUGCUCAUUAAGUUCUUCCUCCCGCUCUCCAUCGGCCGCAAGAAGAAGGUCUCGCCCCGGCCGGACGCCGCCAAGGACGGCAAGAAGAAGGACAAGGAGAAGAAGAAGCAGGGGAAGAAGAAGAAGCAGCAGCAGGAGGCAGCGCCGGCGCCGGCGCAGGAGGAGGAGUGGUGGAUCAAGAGCGAGUUCAGCGAGGUCAGCGAGGCCGGCGGCAGCAGCCGGACGAGCAGCACCGGCAGCAGCAGCAGCAACGGCAGCAUGAGGAAUGGGCAUGUCAAUGGCAGCGUCAACCCAAGAGCUCCGGCAAGGAGUUGGAGCAGAAAGCGAACUGGGUGCUAUCCUUUCUUCAGGGGAAACAAGAGCAAAAAUGGAGUAGGCCAAGACUAGAAUGAUGACAAGGCCACCAUGAAAACGAAAAUGACUCUCUCUGGUGAGCCGUUCUUAGAAAUCAUCAGCAUUGUCACUCAGCACGAGAAAGCUCAAGAAGGCGACAGAUCUCCACAGCUGAACUGAUGCAAAGGUCAUGCAAUGGCUGAUUUUGUACACAUGUAGUGGCAUCUUGGCAAUCUCAGCCUUUUCCUUUCUCCAUGGCAUGUGAUCUCCAUGGUGUAAACAAAAGGACAUAUAAUUUAGGGUCCAAUAGUAUGACUGGUUCAGACAUCAUAGAGAUCGAUGUGGGACACAUCAGUGGCACCAUUGUAUACUCGCUCAAUCUUCUGUAUUUUCUUGACGCAUUCAAAUCUCUCUCUGUCUUGUACUAUCUUCUAUUUGUACAUGUCCUAUGGCACCUUUGGCUUCUGAGACUAAUGUACACUUUUUGUUAGUACUUGUGAAUAGAAAACAGAGGUUGUGCAUGGUGCGCA
Messenger RNA from Panicum virgatum (switchgrass), 1872 nucleotides. RefSeq lists its product as uncharacterized. The record is from RefSeq and is a predicted model, not a curated record. The coding region runs from base 404 to 1396 and encodes 330 amino acids. The transcript is spliced from 2 exons. Lineage: Eukaryota; Viridiplantae; Streptophyta; Magnoliopsida; Poales; Poaceae.